AGUGAAACACAUAUGAACAAAGUUUGGAAUGAGAAUCCAUUGAAUAUCAUUUGUAUAUGGUACUGAUACCAAUCAAAACCAGCUUAGCUGACUUACACGCACGCGCUAGUAGUAAGUAAGAACAGAAAAAGAAAAAAAAAAAAUACAGAGACAGAAAGGGAAACCAUUUCGCACUUCUUCAAAGCUUCAUCUUUCUACUCAAGUCAACCCUAAUUUUUUUGGUGUAGCACUUGCACCCACAAUUGAAAAUUCAUGGAUAGUUCAAAUAAUAUGGUGGAUGAUGAAGUUAUGAAAGUUGACAACAUUAAUGACGAUGACACGUGUUGGGACCCUGCAACAGGGAUGUGUUUUUCUUGUUUAGAUGAAGUUAAAUCUUUUUAUGGAGAAUAUGCUUUGAAAAAGGGUUUUCGGUGGAAGAUUAGAACAUCAAGAAAAGGAUCAGACGGAGAAAUAUGCUACUUAAUUCUAGCAUGUUCAAGAGUGGGGUCUAAUGUCUCAAAGGUUUCGUGUACAUCGAAGACACUUCCGGAAAAGGUGAAUAGUUGUCCUGCUAAGAUUUGUGUGAAGAUGGAAGAAAAUGGAUUGUGGUACAUUAAAAAAUUUGAACCUGACCAUUCUCACGAGACCAGCCCUACAAAGGCAAAGUUGUUCAAGGCUAACAAGAAAAUGAAUUUGCAUGUAAAGAGGACUAUCCAAAUCAAUGAUGAUGUAGGAGUGAGGAUUAACAAAGCUUUCCAAUCUCCUGUUAAAGAUGCAGGAGAGCAUGGCAGUAUACCAUUUUGUGAUAGAGACGUGAGGAAUUAUGUUAACAAGGAAAGGUGUGCAAUUGGAAAAGAAGGUGGUGUUAAGGCAUUGAUAAGCUAUUUUUGUCAAAUGAGGGAACAACAUUCAAAUUUCUUCUACGACAUAGAUUUGGACGUAAAAAAUGUGUUUUGGGCUGAUGCAAGAAGCAGAGCUACUUAUGAGUAUUUUGGAGAUGUUGUAACUUUAGACACAACAUACUUGACAAAUAAACACGACAUGCUUUUUCUGGCAUUUGUUGGUGUGAAUCAUCAUGGUCAAUCAACAUUACUUGGAUGUGGGCUGCUUUCAGGAGAAGACACGGAAUCGUAUGUAUGGCUAUUCAAAUCUUGGCUUCGCUGUAUGCUAGGAAAGGCCCCUAUUGGUAUUGUGACUGACCAAUGUAAGACUAUGCAAAAUGCCAUUGAGUUAGUCUUCCCUACAACACGCCAUAGGUGGUGUUUAUGGCAUAUAAUGAAAAAAGUUCCCGAAAAGCUCAGCAGAUAUGAUGAAUAUAAAAGGAUCAAGUCUGCGAUGAAAGAAGCAGUUUAUGAUACAUACACAACAACUGAUUUUGAAGAGAAAUGGUGUUCCUUCAUCGACAAAUUUGAGCUUCAACAUAAUGAUUGGUUGAGUGGGUUGUAUAACGAGCGUCAUAAAUGGGCACCAACCUUCGUAAGAAAAUAUUUUUGGGCAGGUAUGUCAACUACGCAACGAAGUGAUAGCGUACAUGCUUUCUUUGAUGGAUAUAUUGAUUCAACAACAAGUCUAAAUCAAUUUGUAAAGCAAUAUGAUAACGCUCUUAGAAGUAGAGCAAUAGAAGAAUCUGAAGCAGAUUUUAAUUCAAUGGAUACUACAAUUCCGUGUGGGUCAAACUCUUCCAUUGAAAAGCAAUUCCAAGGUGAGUACACCCAUGCCAAAUUCAAGGAAGUUCAAGCUGAAUUCAGAUCUAAAAUGAACUGUGCUGCCUCGUUGAAUGUUCUGGAGGGUUGUUUUGCUACUUAUCAUGUGUUGGAGGAGGUGGUAGUUGGAGACAUACCUAAAGAACGUGUCUUAAAUGUUGUGUUUAAUCAGGAAAGCCAUGAUUUCAACUGUGAAUGCUCGUUGUUUGAGUUUAGAGGCAUCUUGUGUUGCCAUGUGUUAUCUGUAUGUGCUCAAGAGAGGAUUAAAAAUGUGCCAGAGAAAUAUGUUUUAACAAGAUGGAAUAAAAAUAUUAAAAGGAAGCAUUCAUUUAUUAAGAGCAGUUAUGAUGGGACAGAAUUGAAGCCGCAAAUGGUUAGAUUUGAAAAAUUGUGCAAGCAUUUCUAUGAUAUUGCUGAAGUAGCCGCAAAGUCCGAAGAUGGAACUAAGGCACUCCAUGAAAUGUUACGUCAGUUUAAUUCUAAUUUGCCCCCCAUGGAUGGUACAACUAACAAACACGAAACAUACAAUGAGAUGAAAUGAGCACUCACCUGUUCCUUAAGGCUUUGUUUGGGAAUUGGGUUUUGGAGGGGAGGGGGAAGGGCGGCGUGUGGAGAGAUAAUAAACUCCUGUCUGGGAGAUUAAUAAAAAGAGGGAAAAUGUUUGAAGAUUUUUUAAAACCCCCUAAAACCCUCACUCGGUCAAAUUUUGGAGUUCCCUCACAUUGGUAAGUUUUAGGGGUAAAAUAGACGUAUUGACAAUAUGAGGGAAAAUUGUCAAUACAUCUGUUUAUCACUUUCUCUUUCUUUUGCUCUACCGUCAUUUCAGCUUCUUCUUUCAUUUUUGUUUUACUAUUUAAUUUUUGCUACUGAAUGCUCAUUGUUAUCUUGAUUUUCUCAGUUCUAAGUCCACAACCGUAUUCACUCAUUAUUAUUCGUUUGUUGAAGCCAAUUACUCUGGUCCAAACCAAGAUCAAUCUUUAUCAAUUAACUUUUCUUCACCUUUUACAUGUGUAUCCUGUGAUUUCAGACACUGCAAUAUGCAUCUAAUCAUCUUGUUUUUGUUAUUGUAGUGAAACACAUCAAUCAAUAUAAUAGUAAAUUGUAUAAUCUUACAUUUAAUUAGGUUUUUAUUUUGACCUUUUUUGUUGGAGCACAUUUACUUACAUAGUCUAACAUUAGGUGUAGUAUGUUGCUAGAUGCAAACAUGUCUUAUUCCCUUUGAUCCAACUAUUUCGUUGCAUAAAUGUAGUGUUUGGUUAAAUAUGAAUGAUGCAAACAUGUCUUAUUCCCUUUGAUCCAACUAUUUCCUAGAUCCAUGAUAUACUUUUUCUCAGUUCUUUAGUCUAUGAAUACAAAUUACCUCAAUUUUUUCCUUUUGUGUUUCAGAAGAAGGGAGAAACAAGAUUCAAGCAGGGAUUCUACUCCAGUACUCCAUCAUUCUUUGUUCUUCAUGAGGUGAUAAGGACAAGAUUCAUAGUUUUGAUUUUGCUGAUUGGUUAAAGAGUGUUGUUACAAGUUGGGAUUUUGAAAUUAAUUAAUUAAUCCUAUUUAUAUGUGAAUUAAUGGGUAUUUUCCUUGAACUCAAGUAGCUAGCAAAGAAAUUUGUGCAUUUCUGUGGUGCAUUCAGUGAGUUAUGGAUUUGAUAUGCGUGGCUCUAGUUAGUUUUGGAUCAACAUGAUGUAUUGUAUCGUGUACCUAUAGUUCUAUAUUAGAAUCCCAAAUAUUCAUUUUAGAUCUUAAUCAAACUGAUAUAAGGAUUGUGAAAUGUAACAAGAGUAGGAUCUGGUUGGUGUCACUGCUGACUGAUCUGAGUCAGCAGUAGCCAGUACAAGUAGGUAGUUUUGGAUACUGUUUACAUUCUCCAUCUAAGCAACAUUAAUAAUAGCAUUUUCACACCUAAGGUUCAACAGAAACAUGCUUCUUUACUGAUUAUUGAUUCUUUAUAGCUUGUGGGGUGUGAUUGAUUCAUUGUACUCAGCUGCCAUUGAUCUUAGCAUGAAUGCAUGCCCUGAAUUAUACUACCCUCUACUAGAGUUAAUGCAGCUAUAAAUCUUAUUUAUACUGCUUUGAAUGUUAUGCUUGAAUCUAAUUUUGAAUUUUAUCUUGGU
This is a messenger RNA of Trifolium pratense (red clover), 3790 nucleotides long. RefSeq names its product protein FAR1-RELATED SEQUENCE 5-like. The transcript is spliced from 3 exons. The record is from RefSeq and is a predicted model, not a curated record. Bases 253 to 2223 code for a protein of 656 amino acids. Gene Ontology annotation, molecular function: zinc ion binding. Gene Ontology annotation, biological process: regulation of DNA-templated transcription. Lineage: Eukaryota; Viridiplantae; Streptophyta; Magnoliopsida; Fabales; Fabaceae.